AGCUCCGCCAAUCACAACGAAAAACAACCAAGAGUUGUUGUGACAGCGAACACAUGUCGAAAUUCGACUUCACUUUUGAGCAUGAUCUGUUGAGAUCUUUUUGUUCGUUUCAACCGCCCGACAUUUCUUUUGCAGUAUGAGUGGAUGUGCCUCAUGCGGAGGAUGCUUUACAGGCUCCGGUUGUUCCUCUUCGACAAAAUCUGACGCUGGCACUCUAAACGAGAACCGAUUCCGUUCCCUUUUGGAACUAGCAGCGAAGCCUCAAGAUCAACCGUUGACAGCCGAUCAUGAUCAUGUGAUACCUACGAUCAUUGCCGAAUUAACCCAGAAUGUAUAUGCUUCACAAACCGUCUUGUUCUCGGUCUAUGAGCAGUGGUCGCUACCUGAUUUCCUCGAGUUAGCUGCCCUGUUGUAUGAGCAACAGAUCACCGGAGCACUGGUUGCUUGGGCUUGGGAGCACAGUCAAGGGGAUUUACUUGCGACAUUAAGAUCCGAUUCCAAAGAACGUCGAUUGCUGUGGGAUCAUAUUGAUGAACAGGCGCUUGUGUUUGAAGUGUUUUCCAAUUUACCGGAAGGUCGCGCUGGUCGAGUGAAGCGGGCGUAGAUCAUGCCAAGAAUAUACCCUACCUCGUAUGCGGAUUGUUUCUUCGAAGUUUUGCACAGACUGAUACCAUCUACGCAGCAACAGACUUGGAAUAGAUUCAACGACUACAAUGUACAUACCACACUCUUUUCACAUGCAUGGUCUUAUAUUUUGGAUUUUCUUACUCGGCGGUUUCCCAUAAGUUGACUGUUUCAUAUCCGUUUUCAAUCAAGAAUAAAUGAAAAAGCAAACGAAACUACAGUUACUGUAUUGUAAAAAACGACAUUUUUAUGGUAUAUUACGAUAUGGAUGUGCUGUUGAAUUCAGGGCGAUUGUGGAAGCUGGGUGACACGAAUAAAAAG
Molecule: messenger RNA, 945 nt
Organism: Radiomyces spectabilis
Lineage: Eukaryota; Fungi; Mucoromycota; Mucoromycetes; Mucorales; Radiomycetaceae
Exons: 1
Coding region: 137-604 (155 amino acids)
Source: RefSeq, a predicted model, not a curated record